ACAGGAGGAAGGGGAGGGGGGCGAUGAAGUUUGCACAAGAAGAAGCAACUGCGGUUGGCCUGGCGCUGGCGACCGGCCUGCUGUAUGCUGGCGGAGCCGCUGCGCCGUGGAUGGUCCGUACUAAGGCUGGGCGUGGUGCUGGCGCUGGUCGGCUGGCGCUGGCCAAUGCCGCUGCCGCUGGGGCCAUGCUUACCCUCUCGCUCGCACACAUGUGGCCGGAGGGUCUGGAACUGCUGACAGACGGCGACGACUCGCCACGGUGGGCCGCACUUCUCGGUGGCGGGCUACUGGUGGUCGGCGCGCUCAUCAUGAUGGUCGCCGACCUCAUCGGUCACAUUGGUCACGACCACUCAAAAUGCCCUGCGGCAACCGCGGCAGCGGCAGCUGCAGGCCCGGUGUCCGCGCCGCUUGUCGGUGAGGCUUCACCGCUGCGCUUCAGCCCGACGAUCAACACCCUUGAUCUUGAGAACGGAAGGGCGGACGAGCCAAAGACUGAGAGUGUGCCACAGCGGAAGCGAUCGCCUCGGGCGACGCUCUACGCCGGAACCGUCGGAGUGUGCCUCCACGCCAUUCCAGCAGGCGUUUCGCUGUAUGUGCUUGCGCUGCGGGCGCUUGCGCCAGCACUGCUGCUGGCGGGCGCGAUUGCGGCGCACACGGGGGUUGUCGGCUUUUCAACCACCCUCCCGCUAGCAAUGGCGCACUCCAAGGUGACGACUGCCGACGUGCUUCUCGUCGGCGUGUCGGCUUUGUCCAACGCCAUCGGGGUCUUGCUCGGCAUUCUGCUCCCGGCACGACUUGUGCGCAACACUGUGUUCCAGGGCUCGGUCCUCACCACCGCCGCAGGCGUCCUCUCCGCCAUGGCCAUCACACAUCUGCUCCCAGACAUGGUCCAUGUGGCGCCGCCGUCGUCGUCGCGCUUCCCGACCUCGUUCCGGGUUCUUCUCGCCGCCGCUAUCGCCACGGCGCUGAUUCUCGCUGCCUUUGAUCCAUAGCCAAUGACAAUGUAUGUGGCCAAACUG
Thecamonas trahens ATCC 50062 is the source of this 1019-nucleotide messenger RNA. RefSeq lists its product as uncharacterized. The coding region runs from base 24 to 992 and encodes 322 amino acids. The transcript has a single exon. Gene Ontology annotation, cellular component: membrane. Gene Ontology annotation, biological process: zinc ion transmembrane transport. NCBI's taxonomy places the organism in Eukaryota, Apusomonadida, Apusomonadidae. The record is from RefSeq and is a predicted model, not a curated record. Gene Ontology annotation, molecular function: zinc ion transmembrane transporter activity.